GAGGAGACGGAGCGGCCACAGGAAGAGAGUAAGCAACGGGCCAAGAUGUGAGGAGCACCGCUGGCUGCAAACCCCGGGCGCAGGCAUGGGCUGCCGAGCCAGCAAACUCUGCCUCAGCCCUGGAGCCAGGAAGAAGGUAGCCUGGUGACCAGCUGGGUGUUGUUGUUUUUCCAGGAUUUGUAGUUGUGCUGGUCAUGGAAAGAAAUCGCCAACCAUGUAAUCCAUGGAUGGGGGAUGCUCACUAGAACGAGAGAAGCUCUUUGUUAAAAACUCUACACUCUCUGGCUCAAAGAAGGGGGUGCCUUGCAAGGAAUCCCCCACAACAUCCAAGUCCCCAAAUUUAAGAAGAGACAAACGCUAUAAUAGAGCAUGGCGUAGCCUAAGAACAACAUGGUCUGCUAAUCUUUACAGCUGGGUUCUGCCAAGAACAGAGAGACGUCACAAGGCAAAGAACGAGCAAGAGCUGAAUGACGUAAAUGAUAAUGGGACCCAAAAGAUCAAGGACAAUGAGCAGGAAAUUCAAAACCUCCUUCAGAGAUUCCAGGAGGAGAAGGUUGCUCUGGAAAAGGCCAACAGCCUCAAGUUGGAAGAGCUGGAAUGCGAGGUGAAAGAACAGGCAAAGAGAGAUGCAGAAGCAGAGACAGAGCGGCGACUUUCUGAAAAGGCCACAGAGAUGAAAGCUGAAAUGGAUGUGAAAAUUGCAGAGCUGCAGAAAUCCUUUGAGAAAGAAAAGGCCUCACUUACAGAAACCAUCACUGACCUUAAAAGCCAGUUGGAAUCCUUUUUACAAAAAAUUCAGCAAAGUGAGGAAUCGGCCUUGAAACAAAACUACGAAAGACAUAUUAAGGAUUAUGGCAGCCCUGGUGAGUUCUGGGAACAAGAACUGCACAGCUUAUACUUUGUCAUUGAAAUGAAGAGCAGCCUGAACAAGGAAAAAGACAAGAAGCUACUGAACCAGCAAGUCAUGAUGGAGAGAAUCCUUACACUGGAGGAGAAAGUGAAGAUGCUCCAGCAGGAGAAUGAAGCCCUUCAAGAACAGACACAUAAUCACUCCACCAUCACGAUGUGCUUGACUGAGGAGCUUCUAAGCAAUAAGGCUGCCCUGGAGAAGGAAAUACAGCUCCGGGAACAGCUUCAACAUGAUAAAGAGCAACACGUGUACCGGGCAGUCAGCGGAGACCCGUCCUUGCCAUUCUCAUUGUCUAUUUCCUCACAGGAUGUGGCUGUUUUGGUGACUUAGACCAAAGACCAAUAAAAACUAAUGGACAAAUUGUUUAAGCAUUGUUUUAUACUGAGAAGCUGAACUGGCCUGAUCCAAGGAUUGCCGUCUCUUCUGGAUGGAGCCAGAUGUUGGAUUUUAUUUAUUACUUUUAAUUAUAUAAUCAAUAAACCCAGUUCUUGUCACUGGUGUCCAUAACUAAAUGAGUGCUUCACCCCCCCCACCACUCGUAAUCUUCCUUCUUGUUACCCUGUCACUAAUCCGGAACCGAAGAACACGACUGUCAUUAAACUCUAGAUUUUUACUUCUC
Bufo gargarizans (Asiatic toad) is the source of this 1529-nucleotide messenger RNA. It is a transcript of the gene CCDC69, whose product is annotated as coiled-coil domain containing 69. The transcript has 10 exons. The record is from RefSeq and is a predicted model, not a curated record. Gene Ontology annotation, molecular function: microtubule binding. Gene Ontology annotation, cellular component: cytoplasm; nucleus. NCBI's taxonomy places the organism in Eukaryota, Metazoa, Chordata, Amphibia, Anura, Bufonidae. The coding region runs from base 224 to 1240 and encodes 338 amino acids.